Molecule: messenger RNA, 2240 nt
Organism: Klebsormidium nitens
Lineage: Eukaryota; Viridiplantae; Streptophyta; Klebsormidiophyceae; Klebsormidiales; Klebsormidiaceae
Source: the annotation of a GenBank genome assembly
AUGAAUAGAUACAAGAUAAUCAAGCAGUUGGGGGAUGGGACAUAUGGUAGCGUAUGGAAGGCUACAAAUAGACAGACAAAUGAAGUGGUCGCAAUAAAGAAGAUGAAGAGGAAGUUCUACUCGUGGGAAGAGUGCAUGAACCUGCGAGAAGUCAAGUCUCUUAGGAAGCUGAACCACCCAAACGUGGUGAAGCUGAAGGAGGUGAUCCGCGAGAACGACGAGCUCUUCUUUGUGUUCGAGUUCAUGGAGUGUAACCUGUAUCAGAUGAUAAAGGACAAGGACAAGCUGUUCCAAGAGUCCAAAGUACGCAACUGGACCUACCAGGUCCUGAACGCGCUGGCCUACAUGCACAAGCAUGGCUAUUUCCACAGAGACCUCAAGCCUGAAAACCUGCUGGUGACGGGAGGUACCAUCAAGAUUGCCGACUUUGGCCUGGCCCGGGAAGUGCGCUCGCGCCCGCCCUACACCGACUACGUCAGCACGCGCUGGUACCGCGCCCCUGAGGUCCUGCUCCAGUCGUCCUUCUACAGCGCACCCAUCGACAUGUGGGCCAUCGGGGCCAUCAUGGCGGAGCUCUUCACGCUGCGCCCGCUGUUCCCUGGAGCCAGCGAGGCCGAUGAGCUGUACAAGAUCUGCCACGUGCUUGGCACCCCCAAUCACCAGAGCUGGCCCGAGGGCAUGAAGCUGGCGAGCGCUAUGAACUUCCGCUUCCCACAGUUCGACACCACGCCUCUCACGACCCUCAUCCCUUCGGCAAGCCCGGAAGCCAUUGACUUGAUGACUUCUCUCUGCCACUGGGACCCCAACAAGCGGCCCACCGCCGCCCAGGCUUUGCAGCAUCCUUUCUUCCAGCUGGGGCAAGUCAUCCCCCCCAGCCUCUCCCGCCGGGAGAGCAUGCACUCCAGCCAGGGCUACCCCAUGGACGCCCAAGACGCCGCUUACGCCGAGGCGCUUCUCGCCAAGGAACGCGCCCGCGCCAGCGAGCGCGCGCGCCUCGAGGCGGCCGUCCAGCAGGCGGCCAAUCCUAUGCUGCCAGCUGUCCCUGGAGCUGCCAAGUACUCCAGCACCAUGGCCCAGGCGACGGCGGCCGCUGCAGCAGCGGCGGCAGCUGCCCCGAAGGUCGUCCUCGCCCCCGCGAAACCCCUCAACCCUUCUGUUCCGAACAUGGGGUACGAGGUGAACGGGAGCUACGUGCGGCAGGCGCGCUACCGUCCCGGCGUGACAGUCCAGACCUUGCCGCCCCUCGUUGCAGCUGGAUAUGCCAACGUGGUGCCCUCUGUUCCCAAGGCCGAAGUGUCUUCCGUUUACCAGCCGCCCAGGAACAACGCUGCCGUCAUGCCAGCUGGCAACCCGGUCGCCGCACAGUACGCUGGACAGUAUGGGGUGCGCCAGUACGGCGCUUUCCCAGUGGCCGGGUCCGCACAAGCAUACGGACAGGCGUACAGCCAGGCUGCCUACCAGCAGAACGCGUUCCGCUAUCUGGCGCAGCCCGAUAGCCGCGUGGCAGUCGGCGCCCCGGCCGAUCGCCGGAGGUACUAGGAGAGGCGCUGGUUGUGGCUGGCGGGAUAAUCCUGGGUGUGAGGACGUAGAGGAGCGGUGGUGGACACUGGAAUCCGGGUGAAUGCGGUCUGAGGGAGUGCAGUGGCUGCCAGUUCGGGUGGCUAUGCGAGCCGUUUCGGCAAUGGGAUCGGGUUUGGGUAGCAUGCGUGACGUGCAUUUUCUUUUUCCUUAGCUGCACAUGGUUAUGGGGUGAUUGGUCGCUGAGAAAGUGGUCGGGUCGUUUGUGAUGUCGUCAGUGAAGGCUGGGUGUGAUAGCGGCCAUGUACUGUAAGAUCCGCGGAUGUGUACAAGUCGGCAGAGUCAAUGGUUUGGGUGGUGGGAGCAGGACUUGAUUGAGUUGUAUGUAGGUAACGAAUAAAAGUACGCCAGUCAGGACGUAUGGAAAAACAGCAGGGUCCAGACUCCAAAGUAGGACCCAAGGCGUAUAAAGCCGAAGUCACUCGCCUCAUAGUGAUAAACUAACCAUCUAGGUUUGCUCAGUCGUAGUGCAGAGGCUAAUUUUGAUCUGAGCUAAGCACGAGCCUGAGCAAGCAUUAUAGAUACGCGGCAAGGACCUUUUUUGCGUGUCCAAGCCGAACCAGAGUCGAUGUCAUCAAUCAAAAGCGGUGGUUAUUGAGAAAUGCACAUUCAACCGGGUUUGUUUGGUAUGCUUCCUAUCCUGCUGUUCUGGCGGUGGUUGU